AUGGCCAACGUUAAUCCAAACGAAGCCGUCAGACCGGACUAUGCUCUAGCUGAGUACCAGCAAGAACGUCAACAGCUAAUAAAUGAAGGCCUAUCUGAACAACAAGCCGUUCGGUCCCUUACAGCUUUAUGGAACGUGAACAACAACGCAGAGAAACAGCGUUGGGCAGACAGACAAGAUCGCCUGCGCGAAGCCCGUCAGCAAGCAGAGGAGGAUGAGCUCCAAAGACAACAAGACCGCAGAGACGAGGAAGAAGCGGCACGGCUAGAGGAGAGAAAGAAGAAUAAAAACAAGUACGCACCCAUCAAGCGCGGAAAAGUUCCUUCGGACCCCACUAUCCUUCCAGCGCAGUAUGCGACUCGGAAACUCAAAGCAGGCGACUACUGUGAAUUACAUUAUUUCACUAACAAGGGCUUAGAUGAUGCCAGAGUAUCAACAUCCAUCGCCGAACCAGAAGCGCUGGUAAUGUUACCCGCUGCGGAUGGAAUCCAUUCCUGGGUCCCCGCAGCAGCGGUCAAAGACCCGAAAGCAGCACCUGUAGUCAAAGAUGAGAAUCUUACCUGGGAAGAGUUCAAUGAAGCUGCACCGCGCAUGAUCCUUUCCAUGAAGAUGCACGACUGGCCGGAUGACUGGCGCUACAGUCUCAUCGCUGGCGCCAUACACCCGACCCCCUCAAACAAAGAGCAUUGUUACUAUACCAAUCCCAACAACGCCGCCGCUGGCACCUCACCAUAG
Messenger RNA from Suillus plorans, 735 nucleotides. RefSeq lists its product as uncharacterized. The transcript has 2 exons. Bases 1 to 735 code for a protein of 244 amino acids. The record is from RefSeq and is a predicted model, not a curated record. Lineage: Eukaryota; Fungi; Basidiomycota; Agaricomycetes; Boletales; Suillaceae.